UAAAGUUGCCGGCCGAAGGGUGUGAUCCAGUCCAAGUUCUGAAAUAACCUAAACCCUACCUCCACUUCUAAAAAGUGGUUGUUUCUCUUCGGCGUGCCAAUUCAUCCCAUCUUCUCUCUACCGCCCAUAUCUCAGCCAGACGAUCAUACGGUUAUAACUUUAUUAUUCAGAAAUGGCAGUCACAUUCCAAAACCUUAGUUCAGAUUCUGGCUUCCAGAAGCUUGAUGAGUACCUUUUGAGUCGUAGUUAUGUCACUGGGUAUCAAGCAUCCAAAGAUGACAUUGUGGUGUUUUCGUCCUUGCCCAAGCCCCCAUCCCCACAACUAGUAAACGUUUCUCGGUGGUACAACCACAUUGAUGCGCUUUUGAGAAUUUCUGGUGUAACUGGAGAAGGUUGUGGUGUUAUUAUAGAAGGCUCUGCACCUGUCACACAGUGUGUGGCAACACCACCUGCCUCUGACCCGAAGGCUGCAUCUGCUGAGGAUGAUGAUGAUGAUGUUGACUUGUUUGGAGAGGAGACUGAAGAGGAAAAGAAGGCUGCUGAAGAACGUUCUGCAGCUGUUAAGGCAUCUAUUAAAAAGAAAGAAUCUGGAAAGUCCUCAAUUCUUUUGGAUGUUAAACCAUGGGAUGAUGAGACUGAUAUGAAAAAGCUUGAAGAAGCUGUUAAAAGUGUUUCAAUGGAAGGAUUAUCUUGGGGUGCAUGCAAACUUGUUCCAGUUGGUUAUGGAAUUAAGAAACUGCAAAUCAUGCUCACCGUUGUGGAUGACCUUGUUUCUGUUGAUGAUCUUGUGGAGAAUUAUCUCACCGUUGAACCUAUCAAUGAAUAUGUUCAGAGCUGUGAUAUUGUUGCUUUCAACAAAAUAUGAUUUAUUUGCAUUUGGGUGCUGGGGGAAUGUGCUAUGCUUAUAUACCGCCUACCAAGGACUGCUUCAAUCUAUUGUGGUUUUUGUUGGACGAGAGUUUUUUGUUGGGACUCAUUUUGUGUUCUUUUGAUUUGUGGUUACUGUUCCAUAUCUAAUGUGGAACUUCAACUUUCCGAGUAUAAUUUAUUGGUAAUAUGCGUGUUUUUUUACUUUCUUGAAAUUUUAUCUUAGAACGUUCAAUUUAUGCCACUGCCCUUAUGUUAGUGGAUUGAUUUUGAUUGAGUGGACGGAUUAAGUUUGUCAAGUUCUAAUCGGGUCUGGUUUGUUACUUCACUGGAACCCGAAAUGUUCCAUUUAUGAUGAUUAUAAUAAAAACCCAACUCAACAAUUUGAUUCGUUAAACACUUG
Messenger RNA from Cuscuta europaea, 1270 nucleotides. NCBI's taxonomy places the organism in Eukaryota, Viridiplantae, Streptophyta, Magnoliopsida, Solanales, Convolvulaceae. The record is from the annotation of a GenBank genome assembly.